AUGAAUUGGAUUGAUCAAGUUGAUGAAAACUCAUUUAAACCGACUUCCAUCACCAACACAUUAAGAGAUAGCAAGCCGAUGCAAGCUUCUGUCAAACACAUGUACCUGGCGCUUCCAAUAUACGCCAAGCUUCCGGACUUCUUGAGAAAAACCAACUACAAAUCCCCGGCAGACGUUGAUGAUGGGCCCUUUCAGUAUGCCUACAAUGUGAAAGAGACGGCCUUCGACUACUGGGCCAAGGAUCCCGUCGCUACGGACAUAUUCAAUACAUUCAUGAGUGGGGUCCGUGCUGGCAGGAAGAACUGGGUACAUUGGUUUCCUGUGCAAGAUCGUCUAAUUUCUGGGUCUAGCGGGAGAGAUGAGGAUGUUUUGAUGGUUGACGUUGGUGGCGGCAGAGGUCACGAUCUUACUACUUUUAUCAAGACAUUUCCGGCUGCUAAGGGGCGCUAUAUUCUCGAAGAUCUCCCGGUAGUCGUUGACGAUGUGCAUGACAGAAUUUCUCGGAUUGAGGCUGUGAAACAUGACUUUUUCAAAGAGCAACCUAUUCAUGAUGCCCGAGUUUAUUUCCUGCAUCACGUUCUUCAUGACUGGCCGGAUGAAGAUGUUGUAAAGAUUCUAUCGCAGGUCACAAAGGUCAUGAAGCCGGGCUAUUCGAGAGUUCUACUUGGCGAGAAUGUUUUGGCUGACGUGGACUGCCACAUUUACCCAACCCUGGUAGACUGGGGUAUGAUGGUGCUUCACUGCGGUAUGACCCGGACGGUCGGUAGGUGGAAGACACUGUGUGAAUUGGCUGGAUUAAAAUUUAUUAAGUACUGGCCACCUCCUGGAGAUGGUGAUGGAAUUAUUGAGGCUGUUUUGGCAGGAGAUGACUUGUAA
Talaromyces proteolyticus is the source of this 876-nucleotide messenger RNA. RefSeq names its product O-methyltransferase. The transcript has 3 exons. Bases 1 to 876 code for a protein of 291 amino acids. Gene Ontology annotation, molecular function: O-methyltransferase activity. The record is from RefSeq and is a predicted model, not a curated record. Lineage: Eukaryota; Fungi; Ascomycota; Eurotiomycetes; Eurotiales; Trichocomaceae.